UCCUCGGUGCGCGACCAGCAGGCGUGAUUGACAACAAACCAUACAUAGUCUUGUGUGCGUGUGUUCAUCGACAAACAUGCCUCCAAAAAAGAAAAAGGGGAAGGGAAAAGGGAAGAAAAAGAAGAAGGAUGAUGCCUCCUUAGAACUGGAAGACAAGUACAAAAAGACCAUGACUGAAAUAGAGGCGUUGAAAGAUCAUCUCGCGAUCCGCAAGGAGAUAGCAAGGAAAUCACAAUCUAUGGGUAACAUGAUGAAAUCUCGAAUGGCUGACGCACAGAAGGACAUGGAGGAACAUAAAGAGGACCAGAAGGCCAUCAAUUCAGAAAUGGCCCUAGCCUAUAAAAGCAUGCAGACCACACUCCAGCUGAAGGUCCACACACUCGACAUGAAACUUAUGCAGACAGAGGCCAAAUUAAAGGAAACAGAGAAGAAGCUAAGAGAGACAGAGGAUGAAAAGGAACGUAUCACAAGGGAAAAAGACGAGGAGAUAGAAAAGCUGAACCUCAAUAUACGAGUUAUGGAGAAGGAAUACAUCAGGAUUCUUGAUGAGUCGCUGAAUGCUCUCGUGACUAAGAUAGAUGGAGCCAAAAGUAAGUGGGAGAUGUCAGGAAGUAAUCUACAGGCAAGGAACAAACAAAACCUGUUGGAGCUUGGCCUUCAUCCUCUGGAUAUCUGAACCAACUUACCAAGACAAAA
Messenger RNA from Mizuhopecten yessoensis (Yesso scallop), 696 nucleotides. Its product is annotated as coiled-coil domain-containing protein 153-like. The transcript is spliced from 6 exons. Lineage: Eukaryota; Metazoa; Mollusca; Bivalvia; Pectinida; Pectinidae. The coding region runs from base 77 to 676 and encodes 199 amino acids. The record is from RefSeq and is a predicted model, not a curated record.